AUGCAACACAAUGAUACAAGUUCAAAUAAUUUAUUUACAAAUAUUGAACGGUUAGGUACACGUGAUUUAUUAUCCCAUGACCAAUUUUCAUAUGAUAUUAUAUUAACAUCAAUCCAAAAACAAACAAUAAUUGCUAGUUCAUCAAUAAUAUCAUCAUCAGAUAAUAUUCUUAUUGAACUUGUUGAAGAAUUAUAUGCACGUACAAAACAAUCAACAACAUUACCAUAUGAAGCUUUACUUUUAUUACGUCCUUUAUCAUUAUUACUUGCACACAUUAGUUUCUUUUUCGUGCUUUAA
Rotaria sp. Silwood1 is the source of this 297-nucleotide messenger RNA. The record is from the annotation of a GenBank genome assembly. Lineage: Eukaryota; Metazoa; Rotifera; Eurotatoria; Philodinida; Philodinidae.